AUGACUUCUCAGUUGACGACUUCGUCGAUUCCAGAAGAACGGAUUUGUGUUGACACUGGUGUUGUGGAGUCAGACGCGGAUGAGGGCACGGCUCCAGUGGCCCAGGUUGGACAACGAAGACAGCGAGUGAACACUGUUUGCGGUCUUACAGGUCCACAUGGUUCAACGGAAGAUCCAGCUUUGCUGUCACCUCGUCCUCAUGACCGGCGUUACGGAAGUAUGCUGUCGCUGGAUCCAGCCAAUGUGACGCCUGUUAAAUCGAUGUCGGCUGUACGACGUCAUCGUCAUGGCGAAUAUACUUCUAUCACUGAUUCGAUUUCAAUCCAAAGAGACGAUAGGAACAAGAGGCAGAGACGAUCGAUGUCCAAUGAACAUCAGGACAACCACUCAGGGGUUAUAGAGGAAGAAGAGCUAGCCGACUGCGAGCUCACUGAUGUAUUGACGGAUGGAGAAGCCCAAGAAACAGACGACGAUCGUGUUGGAGAUUUUCGGGAAAGCACCGACGGUUCCAAGAUGUAUCUCUCGUUGUCGGUGGUGAACGAGCAAGACUCUCCUCAUCCGUCGCCCCGCCCUCCAAGCAAUUCGUCUGCCCGCGGCGAUUAG
Messenger RNA from Ostertagia ostertagi, 603 nucleotides. NCBI's taxonomy places the organism in Eukaryota, Metazoa, Nematoda, Chromadorea, Rhabditida, Trichostrongylidae. The record is from the annotation of a GenBank genome assembly.